UCUCCAAACGUCAGCUGAUUAGUGAACAUUUCUAGAACAGUAAACUCAUAUCGGUCUGUGGCACCGUCAUUGAAUUGAAACGCAAAAAGGUAGACCGACAACACCGAUAUCUUCACACGGAAAGGUAAUGACGGACCAUACCAAAAUUUCCGAUAGGCAGUUGGAGGUUUUGUACGAACCUAUCAAUUUUGAAGAAAGUAGGAAAACUUGUGAUACUAAGAAGAGGAGAGACACUGGAUUUCUAUACUUCACUUUACUCUCAGCGAACUUGGCGAUGUUUUCCAAUGGCAGCUAUCUGGUUUGGACUUCUCCUGUCAUCCCUCAGCUCAAAUCGAAUGAUUCGGACAUCAAUCCUUUAGGAGAAGCCAUAACAACUGGACAGAUCUCUAUGCUAGUUGGACUGCCUUUUUUCUCUGGAAUGUUGGCCCCAUUGCUCCUUGGUAAACUCCCUGACAUAAUUGGAAGGAAGAAUACUUUGUUAUGCAUAUCCGCAGGUGCUCUGAUCGCUCACAUAGCAGUUGCUUUUGGAAGACAUAUUUACGUCUACUAUGUAGGAAAAGCAAUUAUAGGGUUAACCUUCGGAUUACUUUUCGUAGUUCAACCAAUGUAUACGAAUGAAAUAUGUGAAAAACAUAACAGGGCGAAACACGGGUGUUUGACAAUGUUCUUUGUCCCGUUGGGCAGUGUAUAUAGUUUUCUUCUAGGUCCGCUGACUUCUGUGCGAUCCUUCACUCUCCUAUGUGCUCUUCCUCUCGUUAUUCACCUGAUAUUAGUUUAUUCACUGGUCCCUGAAUCACCCUACUAUACAGCUUCCAGGAAUAGGAGGGAGGCAACCAUACAGAUAUUGGAAAAGUUACGGAGUGAUAAAAGCCCCGCAGAGAUCGAAAAAGACUAUACAGAAAUCGAAGCGACACUGGGAACUCGAAGAACUCGAAAAGUUCUUUCAGGAGAACUUUUCUCGUCACCCCUGUUGAGAAAAGGGUUUAUCGUCGGUUUGGGGACGUGCACGUCAACUUAUGUAACAGGAGUGCAAGUACUAAUGGCAUUCAUGGCACCUUUAUUCAAUGAUGCCAAUACAAACUUAUCAGGAAACACAAUCGCCCUUUUAGUAGGAAUAACAAAGUUAUCUUUUUAUUUAAUAGCGGCCUUCAUCGUUGGAAAACUCGGUAGAAGGCCUCUGUUACUGUUUUCGUCCUUUGGUACGGGAAUUUGCCUGGCAAUCAUUGCUUUGUAUUUCUAUCUGAAACAGAUCAACCCAUCCCUUGUAGAAAGUUUCAGAUGGUUACCAAUACUGAGUAUCGUGUUUUAUAUAUCUUGUUAUUCCUUGGGUGUUGGUCCACUUCCUAUAAGUAUUCUCAGUGAGUUAUUUCCAAGUGAUCUGAGAUCGACUGCCACUUCUUUGGCAUCGACCAUAUUAUCUAUAUUUUUAUUUAUAAUAGUCACUUUGUAUCCUAUUUUAUCAGAAUCAUUAGGAGUACACUGCUGUCUUGGAAUAUUCAGUGUAGGCUGUUUUUUGAGUUUCACCUUCAUGUUUUUGUUGUUACCUGAAACGAAAGGUAAAAGUUUUUCAGAAAUUCAAGAAAUAUUGAGUCGAUGAGAUCCUAUUUCAACAUAUUCUCUAUAUUUCUGACAUAUAAAGUAUUCAAUCUUGAAUUGUGGACCAUAUAAUUGACAGUGCCUGCAAUAAACUUGAAAGAAUGUUGCCAUGAAUUCACGGUACCCACCAUAGUUCAUAGUAGUGAAAAUAUAAAAACCAUUUGCAAGAAGAAAGCAGCAUUUGAAAACUAUAGAAAGAUAAGUUUUGGAUUUCUACUUCUCCAUCUUCGUCAAAAUAAACAGUUCAAUUGGAAAAAAGUCAUAGUUAUGUAGAUAUUUUACUAAAAACUA
Molecule: messenger RNA, 1887 nt
Organism: Leptinotarsa decemlineata (Colorado potato beetle)
Lineage: Eukaryota; Metazoa; Arthropoda; Insecta; Coleoptera; Chrysomelidae
Product: facilitated trehalose transporter Tret1
Biological process (GO): transmembrane transport
Cellular component (GO): membrane
Molecular function (GO): transmembrane transporter activity
Source: RefSeq, a predicted model, not a curated record